Messenger RNA from Lycium barbarum (goji berry), 630 nucleotides. RefSeq lists its product as uncharacterized. Lineage: Eukaryota; Viridiplantae; Streptophyta; Magnoliopsida; Solanales; Solanaceae. The record is from RefSeq and is a predicted model, not a curated record. Bases 1 to 630 code for a protein of 209 amino acids. The transcript has a single exon.
AUGCUAAUACCCAAUCAAGCUAGUUGGAUGGUCAAGAAAAUUAUUGAGGCAAGAGUAGCAGCUUCCCUGCUUCAAACUGUGAAUAAUGGGAAACAGCUUAUACGGCAGACCUAUCUCCGGUUAUUGGAUCAUACUAUUAGAGUUCCUUGGAAAUGUUAUAUGUUUCGAAAUGCUACUAGAACAAAGGCAAUCUUUACACUGUGGUUACAUUUUCAGGAUAGACUACCUACAAGAGAGAGACUGCUGAAUUGGGGUAUGGACAUUGAUGCUGGUUGCAUGUUCUGCACUGCCUUCCUAGAGACUAGGAAUCAUAUGUUUGUUGAGUGUGUAUUUUCCCAAGCUGUUUGGACCAGACUAAUGCAAUGGCUCCAGAAUCAGAAUUACAAUGCAAGGACUUGGGAACAACACUUGACAUGGAGUCUAACACAUGGAAAAGGUAAAUCUCAGAAAUCUCAAAUCUUCAAGCUUGUGUACACUGAAGGGGUUCAUGCUAUAUGGUUGAAGAGGAACCAGAGAGUAUUUGAAGGUCAGAGUAGAUCAGUGGAACAAAUUACUAAGGAUGUGGCAUUCGCUUGCAAUGUGAGAGUUGCUCCUAGAAUUAGUGGACUGCUACAAACGUACCUAUUCUAG